GGUACGGCCCCGAGGCUGUGUCGGGCGGUUAGGUGAGGCGGCAGGUUUUUUUUUAACUGGCCCGCCCGCCAUGACGAUCACCUACAGCUGUAUUGCUAAUGGCCGAGCGGUCCUAGCGGAGCUGUCCCUGACCGGCGGCUCCUAUCAGGAAGCAGCGGCAACAGUGCUUCGACUGGUGCUUCUUAGAGCUGAGCCAAAGACCAUAAUGCAGAUGGGAAGCUUUGUCUACCAUACUCUCUUUAUUGAUGGAAUCACUUACCUAUGUGCCACAGACAAUGCCUUGGAUACUAUAACACCAUCUGCAUUUCUUAAAAACGUUAGCGACACUUUUCUGAGAAAUCCUUUGAUGUCACAAGAACAUUUUUCUCCUUCAAAUGCAGUUGCUGCAGAUUUUCAACAAGUAUUAGGGAAGUAUAUGAUGCAAUACAAUAAAAAUCAAGGUGAUAGCUCAAUAUCUACACUGAGGAGCCAAGUAACUGAAGUAAAAAAUAUUAUGUCCAAAAAUAUUGAUGAAAUUUUGGAAAAUGAAGAAAGAUUGAAUAUCUUCACUGAUAAAACCGAUGAUCUCCAAACAACUGCCAAAGAGUCCCAAAAAACAAGAAAGAUUCUCAGGAGGAUAUGGUGGAAACACUUCAGAAAGAUUAUAAUCAUCACCGUGGUAAUUCUCCUCUCAAUCAUCAUCAUUCUUUUAAGUACAAAUGUAAUACCAACCUGACCCUGACCCUUUUUCUCCCCAUCCCCAGCAGUUACCAAUAAAUUGUUGUGUGUAAAUAGAGAGUUCUACAA
This is a messenger RNA of Herpailurus yagouaroundi (jaguarundi), 786 nucleotides long. RefSeq names its product vesicle-associated membrane protein 714-like. Gene Ontology annotation, cellular component: SNARE complex; membrane. Gene Ontology annotation, molecular function: SNAP receptor activity; SNARE binding. NCBI's taxonomy places the organism in Eukaryota, Metazoa, Chordata, Mammalia, Carnivora, Felidae. Gene Ontology annotation, biological process: vesicle fusion; exocytosis. The transcript is spliced from 6 exons. The record is from RefSeq and is a predicted model, not a curated record. Bases 71 to 715 code for a protein of 214 amino acids.